AUGGACAUGCGUGUAGCGAGCAUCCUCCUCCUUGUGGUGACCCUGACGGCCGCCCAUGGAGAGCGGUACAUGGUGAAGAAGAUGGUGAAGGCCGCCCCUCAGUAUCAGCCCUACUCUGUGAAGAGCCAAGCUGGUGAGCCUGGUCCUGCAGGUGAGCCCGGCCCUGAGGGACCUGCUGGCCCUCCUGGUCCCCCAGGUGAGAGUGCCGAAGGCCUGACUGGACCCGAGGGACCUCCAGGACCUCCUGGAGCUCCCGGCCGCUCCAUUGCUGGAAAACCUGGAUCCCCUGGUGGACCUGGCAAACCUGGCAGCCAUGGACAAAAUGGUGAGAAAGGUGACACUGGAGCUCAUGGCUCUCAGGGACCUAGGGGAGCACCAGGUUCUCCUGGAACCCCCGGCCCUGCUGGACUCUCUGCUUCUGGAAAGCCUGGAUCUUCAGGUCUUCCUGGAUCAAUGGGACCUAGAGGAGAGUCUGGUCUGAAGGGACACCCAGGUAUCCCUGGACUUCCAGGUGCAAAGGGAGAUAGAGGGGUGGGAGCUCCUGGACCACAGGGUGAGACAGGACCUGAAGGAGCUAUGGGCCAAUCAGGUGAACCAGGUGCUGCUGGAGUUGGAAAGCCAGGUAGGACAGGUGCCCCCGGAGAGCCAGGAAAGUCAGGUAGCUCAGGUAGAGAUGGUGCCACUGGUCCCAUGGGACCACAGGGACCUAAGGGACACACUGGUGCCCCAGGUGUAGGUAGUUCAGGUAAACCAGGCGACAAUGGUGCCCCAGGUAUGCCCGGUCCAGUUGGCGCUAAAGGCCAUCAAGGACCUGCUGGUGCCACUGGUGCCCCUGGAGUCCCAGGUUAUGGAAAGCCAGGUGCAAAUGGAGAGAAGGGACAGAGCGGAGCCACAGGUGCCCCUGGUGCCACAGGUUCAAAGGGAGAGCAAGGUCAUACAGGAUAUACUGGUGCCACUGGUGCUACUGGUUCUACUGGUCCUGUUGGACCUCAGGGUGAGAGAGGUUUCUCAGGUGAAUCUGGUGCUGCUGGCUCUAAAGGUGACACAGGUGCAACUGGAGCUCAGGGAUCUAAGGGAAACAAGGGAGAUCAGGGAGUGCAAGGUUUCCAAGGUAAGCAGGGUUACCCAGGUGCUGCUGGUCCUCCUGGACCCAGAGGUGGUAGUGGAGCAACAGGCACCAAAGGUGAUGUAGGUGCCCCAGGUACCCCAGGUUCCCCCGGUAUUCCAGGCCCUGCUGGACCCAAAGGUCAUCCCGGCCGUGCAGGUGAAUCAGGUGCUUCUGGUUCUGAUGGUGCUCCAGGUGCCACAGGCUCUGGUGGUCCUCAAGGUCCUGCUGGUGCUCCCGGUCUUAAGGGACACCCAGGUCUCCCUGGUAACCCUGGCCCUUCUGGGUUGGCUGCUAAGGGUAUCCCCGGACCACAGGGUCCCCCUGGUCUGCCUGGUGCUGAUGGUGUUGAUGGAGAAUCUGGCCCAGCUGGACCUCCUGGUGCCCCAGGUCCCCCUGGUGAGGUUAUGUUUGAGAAGGGCAAAGGCUACGGCGAGGUCAUGGUCAAGUCCCCCAUGUCUGCUUUCACUGCUUCUCUGGCUACCCCUUACCCUGCUGCUGGCAGCCCCAUUAAGUUUGACCAGAUAGUGUACAAUGCUGAGAAUCACUAUGACCCCGAGUCUGGCAUCUUCACUUGCCAGAUUCCCGGAGUUUACUAUUUCUCCUACAGCAUCCAUGUCAAUGGAGCCAAUGCCCUGGUUGCUCUGUACAAGAAUGGCCAGCCUGUUAUGUUCACUUAUGAUGAGUACAGCAAGGGCUUCCUGGACCAGAUGUCCGGCAGUGCCGUCCUCUUGCUCGACGAGCAGGACACAGUUUUCAUCCAGAUCCCCGAUGAUGAGGCCAAUGGUGUCUUUGCGGCCGAAAAUGUCCACUGCUCUUUCUCUGGGUUCCUCAUUGCUUCAACGUGA
This is a messenger RNA of Limanda limanda (common dab), 1953 nucleotides long. It is a transcript of the gene col10a1a, whose product is annotated as collagen, type X, alpha 1a. NCBI's taxonomy places the organism in Eukaryota, Metazoa, Chordata, Actinopteri, Pleuronectiformes, Pleuronectidae. The coding region runs from base 1 to 1953 and encodes 650 amino acids. Gene Ontology annotation, molecular function: protein binding. The transcript is spliced from 2 exons. The record is from RefSeq and is a predicted model, not a curated record.